AUCCCUGGGCCCUGGCCCAUCUCGCGGCCGAGCGCCCCAACCCAGUCGCUCCGUCGCUCGUCUUCCUCCUCGCGCGAGCGCCGCCACCCCUCUCUCCCCGUCCGGCUGCCGAGCGCCCCAGCCCCCUCGCUCCGUCGCUCGUUUUCCUCCUCGCGCGAGUGCCGCCACCCCUCCCUCCCCAUCCCUCUGCCGAGCGCCCUAGCCCCCUCGCUCGUCUCCCUCCUCGCGCGAGCGCCGCCACCAGGUUGAUCUCUCCUUCGAUUCUCUCGCUCCCGGCCGUUUCUCCUCCCAUCACCUCACGAAUGGAUUACGCCCUUUAGCCCCCCGUUUCAUCUCCUUAAUCUCCCCCAAUUCGUAACUGAGGCAAAAAUCAAGGUAGGGCGGUCACCCUACCUUGCCCUACUAGGUCCUCCGCCCGUGUGUGUUUCAGCAUGGGUAGUGAAGACUCAAAAGAUAUGCUGAAGAAUGUUGACUGGAAGACAGUGGGAGGUCCAGUGACUACUGAGUCAAGUCAACCAGUUGUUAAGAAGCGUCUUCCAAAGAAAAUCAGACAAGUUCCCGAGUGUUAUUUUCUGCCUCGGCGAUCUCUGCCUUCUGCAUUGCUAAUCUAUGGUUCUGUUUGUGCUGCUGGAGUUGGUGCUGGGAUGUUGCUUGAAGUUUGGAUAAACAAAAAGAUCAAAGAGGAUGGUGGCGUUGUCUGGGAGAUGGGUAAAUGACAUUCAGGCACUUUGAUUCGGUAACGAUCUGUUAGCUCAAAAUAUUCCACUCACCCUGCUGCAAUUCUGCUUAUGUGGUAUCACAGAAAUAAACCUUGCUCUGUUGUUUCGGAGUUUCAGACUAUCUUGUGACUUCCUGACAAAAGCAAACUCAGUCUUGUCUCUGUAUUUCUGGUUGCAUUGUGUAUCCUAACUGUAUGAUGCCUCAAACUUUAUAGCCAUAUCAAGGCAAGCAAUGCAUAUGCAGUACCAUUUUGUUUAAAUAUAAGAGUGUUGCCCUGGUAAGAAUUCAUUGAA
Brachypodium distachyon (stiff brome) is the source of this 1013-nucleotide messenger RNA. RefSeq lists its product as uncharacterized. NCBI's taxonomy places the organism in Eukaryota, Viridiplantae, Streptophyta, Magnoliopsida, Poales, Poaceae. The record is from RefSeq and is a predicted model, not a curated record. The transcript is spliced from 3 exons. Bases 432 to 716 code for a protein of 94 amino acids.